UAAGUACAAGCUACUAAAUGUGCCGAUUUGCGUGCAGCGAGCCCGAUAGGGCCGACUUUGAAAACAUGGUACUUCGACUAUUUUCAUGACCAGUUCACUUCGCUCCAUUAAUUUCCAGGCAUAAUAGUACAUUAUAAAGCGAGAAAAUGUCCUUUUUACACAUCGUUCGCAGAAGUUUCAGUACCACACCACAGCUUAAUGAACUUCGACUCUUGAGUAGGGUCAAAGUUAUAGACAACAGCAAAAUAGGAAGAAAUGCUAAGCAGUCAGGGAGACCUGUAAAGGUUAUCAAUGUUUAUAAAAAGCCCCCAGUUGGACGUCUUGGAGACAAAGUUCUUGUAACUAUUGAACACGAGAAGAAGAAAGCGUACAUUGUGGGAUGUAAACAGAGGCAGCAAACCUUGGUUCCCAAAUUUGACAGUAAUAAUGUUGUCCUUGUUGAUGAUAAUGGACAGCCGUUAGGAACGAGGAUAAGAGCACCAAUUCCAUCUUGUUUACGAGCAAAUACGGAUCCAAAUUUUGUGAAAAUUCUGUCUUUAGCCACUACAUUUGUAUGACAUGUUUAUAGAAAAGUUUUAUAUGCAUUUAAUUUUGA
Molecule: messenger RNA, 595 nt
Organism: Magallana angulata
Lineage: Eukaryota; Metazoa; Mollusca; Bivalvia; Ostreida; Ostreidae
Product: 39S ribosomal protein L14, mitochondrial-like
Exons: 3
Coding region: 147-557 (136 amino acids)
Biological process (GO): translation
Cellular component (GO): mitochondrion; ribosome
Molecular function (GO): structural constituent of ribosome
Source: RefSeq, a predicted model, not a curated record